This is a messenger RNA of Paramacrobiotus metropolitanus, 2352 nucleotides long. RefSeq lists its product as uncharacterized. NCBI's taxonomy places the organism in Eukaryota, Metazoa, Tardigrada, Eutardigrada, Parachela, Macrobiotidae. Gene Ontology annotation, biological process: sensory perception of taste. The coding region runs from base 344 to 2224 and encodes 626 amino acids. The transcript is spliced from 7 exons. Gene Ontology annotation, cellular component: membrane. The record is from RefSeq and is a predicted model, not a curated record.
UCCCGUCGUCAAAGGACACUUUGUGGCGCCGCAUGUUGAUAUAACAAAUAACCGGCAAUUUCCUCAGAUUCACCGCAACACCGGACGACAGUCAUCCCUUGCCGGCAGGAACUGCGCAUCAUUUCCGCAGCGGAAGGCCUUAAUCACCGCGUUUCCCCGCUUCCGGCGUCGCCUAUUUAAGCGUCGCCACUGCCUCAUCCCCGAUUUCUUCCCUUCCUCCGCCAACACGACGUCGCAACAGUAUUUCAAUGCCGAUUCCGCGCUCUUCCUCCCCGACACCCUCCCCCGCAUCCCGGACCCCCGCGUGACCCGUCCCCGCCCCUCUUUGAUCCGCGUCGCCCCCAUGCACAACUCGGUGGGCCCCUUGUCCAACCGCAGCUCCCUGGCCAUCAGCACCGCCACCAUGUCGGAGGCCGGCGGGCUGGGCGGCGGCUUCCUCUAUCCUCCCGACUCCCGGGUGUCCCUGGGGACGUCCAUGGGCAGCGCCGUCAGCGGGAGCGCGAGUGGGUUGCACGACAACCUCUUCCUGCACCCGGAAGUACACAAUCCGCCGCUGGGCGGGAAAAAGAAGGCGGCGGAUAAGCCCAACGGGAACGGCAACGGGGACGUCUCCCUGGGCAUCUUCGGCCGGCCCACGCAGGAGGUCACGGCCGACGAGAUCGUCUCCGAGGGGACGGCGCAGCGCCGGCUGGCCGGGCUGUUGGGCCCGGUGGUGGGCGCCAUGGCCUGUGUGGGAUUGUAUCAUCCCAGUAGUGAGGAUGUCGAGCCGGAACGGGAUGGGCUGUGGAAUGGACUGUUUCCCUGGCGACAGGUGAUGAUCUUGUGGAACGUGCUGAUCGCGGUGUACCUACUGCUGAGCAUGACGGCCGUCGGCUACUACAUCCAGCUGGGCGACGGCGUCACGGUGCUGACCUUAACGGAGAUCUUCAUCGUGCUGCGACUGGCGCACGCCCUUUUAACGGUGCUGAUGCUGUUCAUCAUCUUCGAGUCGGACGACCGGUACGAGGAGAUGCUGGAGCACUGGUGCAUCUGGCUGCGCUGGCAGAGCGAACGCAGUCUGGCCGUUCUACGCAGACGCAUCUGGCUCAUCCUUAUCUUUGCCGUGACGCAGACGGCGGUGUACACGCUGCUGUGCGGGCUGUCGGUGUACGGGCGCAUCCCCGGCUUCGGGCUGAACUGGCUGAGCUUCGUGCGGGAGAGCGCCGCGGCGCAGCAGUGGCACUGGCUGCGCUUCCUGAAGGUGAACUUCGUGGUGUGCCUGACCAUCUGCAACCUGGUGCAGAGCCUCCUCGUCGGCUUCUUCUCCUCCUUGUGCCUCAUCGUCGCCCACGAGCUGCGCCUGGUGGCCCGCGAGAUCCAGGUGGAGGUGCGCGGCCAGGCCGUCAUCUGGGACAUGAAGAUUGAGCCACUGUCCGGGCAGGAGGUGACCACCCUGGAGUAUCUGCGGCGGAAGCACGGCAAGAUCCUGGCGGUGGCGCAGGCGGUGGACAAGAGCUUCCGCGAGGUGCUCUUCUUCAUGUACAUCAUCCACGUGCCCAGCCUCAUCUUCCUCCUCUACUUCCUCAUCGUCGUGCCGCCGGUGGACAACAACCAGAUCCGCGGCACCCUCAUCCUCUUCACCAUCUGGAGCGCCACGCAGAUGUUCCUCACCUGGUCCGCCGCCGUCGCCGUCCGCUACUGGGCAUGCGAACCGGCGAAGAUCCUGCACACCGUGGACAUCCAUGAGAAGAAGGAGAUCACGCAUGCCCACCAGACUUCGUUCUACUUCUUCAUGACCUCCCUGACCAGCCAGAAAUUUGCCAUGACCCUGUGGGGCGUUUUGCCGCUUAACAAGGAGUUCGCCUUAAUGGUGAGCGGCCUGAUUAUAACCUAUCUGUUGAUCCUGAUGUCCCCGGCGGCGCACCUGCGCAUCGUGCAGGUCACCCACUUCCCGCUGAUCAUCCCCGCCGACUACGGCCCCCCGGCCACCAGCCCCACCCCCUUCCCGGACCUCCUGACGACCACGGCGUGGGACAACGUCACCGCCGGUUCCCCCUGGACCCCCCAGGAGAACCGCACCAUCUUCCAGAUUCUGGGCUGGACGCUGCGCCCGGUGUCCGGCGGCAGCGAGGAGGCCUUCUUGCUCAACGAGCGCGCCGGCUGGAACACGACGUUCUUCGGCAACACCAGCAGUCUGCGCGCGGCCAUGCUGCCGCUGUCUAGCAAUACCACCGCUCUGCCUUAAAUGACGUUAAUCUUGAGCGCGUGCGGCUGAGCGCUUUUCUGACUAAUCGGCCGGCGCGGCGUGUUGCCUUAUUGUGUGCAUAAUGACAUAAUUACCAUUUAUGAAUGAAUAAAGGAAACUGCAAAGUG